Messenger RNA from Onychostoma macrolepis, 3759 nucleotides. It is a transcript of the gene galnt4, whose product is annotated as POC1 centriolar protein homolog B (Chlamydomonas), like. The record is from RefSeq and is a predicted model, not a curated record. The transcript has 11 exons. Gene Ontology annotation, cellular component: Golgi apparatus. Lineage: Eukaryota; Metazoa; Chordata; Actinopteri; Cypriniformes; Cyprinidae. Bases 362 to 2113 code for a protein of 583 amino acids.
ACGUGGCCCACUUUAUGAAGGCAGACUGUCAAAUCUGAAACUUCCUGGGGUGCGAUGCAGUACAUGCAAGACCAUGACAUUUACUUCAGCCAUGUAACUCGUCAAAGGAUCGCGCGUUUGUAAGGAGUCAAGCUACUUAAAGCGAUUAGCGUGGGCAGUUGUGUGUGUGUGUGUGUGUGUGUGUGGAGUAGAGUAGAGCGGGUUUGUUGUUUGAGGAGGAUGUGUGUGUGCUGACAGCGGCACGAGCGGCAAACCAGCAGCUCCUUAUAUCUGUGCAAGAGCACGGCAUGAAGAGAUCAGUAAGUUGGGAGUCUGGGGCUCUUUGACUGGUGGUGCUGUUGUUGGUGCUGGCUGCCAGGUCAUGAAGAUCCGCUGGUCGAGGAAGGUGGCUCUCCUGGCCAAGGUCUGCUUCCUCUUUUCUCUGCUGUGGCUCUUCUACCUUCUUAUAUUCCGUUCGUCCCCCCCGUCUCUUCCUGAUAAAGAUGGUCAACACGACAUCCUGGUCCGUGAUCUUCCAUCCAUCGAGGAGGAGGAGGAGGAGGACUCCGACAGCCUCCAGCAACCCGUUUAUGAGAAGCUCCCGCCAGACCUCAACGCUCCUGGAGAAUAUGGCCGAGCCACUCGACUGACCCUCAGCACUGAGGAGAAGAAAGAGGAGGAGGCCAGCAUUGAGCGUUACGCCAUCAACAUCUUCAUCAGCGACAAGAUCUCUCUUCAUCGCCAUAUUCAAGACAACAGGAUGCAUGAAUGCAAAGCUAAGAAAUACAGCAUCCGUCAUCUGCCUACAACGUCAGUGGUAAUAGCAUUUUACAACGAGGCCUGGUCCACUUUACUCAGAACCAUCCAUAGUGUGCUGGAGACAACACCAGCCAUCCUACUGAAGGAGGUCAUACUUGUGGAUGACUUCAGUGACAGAGGCUAUCUGAAGUCACAGCUGGCUCAGUAUGUCAGUAACCUGGAGCGCGUUCGUCUCAUUCGCACCAAAAAAAGAGAAGGUCUGGUACGGGCCCGGCUCAUUGGCGCCACCUACGCUACAGGACACGUUCUCACCUUCCUUGACUGCCACUGCGAGUGUGUGCCUGGCUGGAUCGAGCCACUUCUGCAAAGAAUUGCCGAGAAUGAGAGCACCAUCAUAUGUCCAGUGAUUGACACCAUUGACUGGAACACAUUUGAGUUCUACAUGCAGACAGAUGAGCCAAUGGUGGGCGGCUUUGACUGGAGGCUGACAUUCCAGUGGCAUGCUGUGCCUGAAAUCGAUCGCAAGAUACGCAAAUCCAGAAUUGACCCCAUUAGGUCUCCCACUAUGGCAGGAGGCCUAUUUGCCGUCAGCAAGGCCUACUUUGAGUAUCUGGGCACUUACGACAUGGGCAUGGAGGUCUGGGGAGGAGAGAAUCUGGAGCUUUCUUUCCGGGUGUGGCAGUGUGGAGGGUCUUUAGAAAUUCACCCAUGCUCCCACGUGGGUCACGUGUUCCCCAAGAAAGCUCCAUACUCCCGAUCCAACUUCCUUCAGAACACUGUCCGUGCUGCGGAGGUUUGGAUGGACUCUUACAAGAAGCACUUCUACAACCGAAACCCUCCAGCCCGCAAGGAAUCUUAUGGGGAUAUAUCUGAAAGGAUUGUGCUGCGAAAUCGGCUUCAGUGUAAGAGUUUUGAAUGGUACCUGCAGAACGUCUAUCCUGGCCUACAUGUGCCAGAGGACAGGCCUGGCUGGCACGGAGCGGUGCGUAGUGCCGGAGUCCACUCUGAAUGUCUGGACUAUAACGCCCCGGACCACAACCCCACAGGAGCUCACCUGUCCCUGUUUGGCUGCCAUGGUCAAGGUGGUAACCAGUACUUCGAGUACACAUCUCAAAAGGAGAUUCGGUUUAACUCUGUGACUGAGCUGUGUGCUGAGGUUCAGGAUGGAAUGACGCACAUAGGGAUGAAGCAUUGUCCGCGGGAUGGUGCUCCCAGACCUCCCGGCAUCAUCUGGGAGUUCAGAGAUGAUGGCAGCAUAUAUCACCCUCAUUCAAACAUGUGUAUCACCACCUACCGCACAGAAGACGGCCGUGCAGAUAUCCAGAUGAAAAGUUGCUCUCCUGGAGACAAACACCAGCGCUGGAGCUUUGAGUGACUUUAAACCCCAUGCGAACUUGGAUGUAAGUGCAAUUAUCAAAAAGAACGUCACUUCCGGCUUGGCAUUACAAAAAGGAGCGAAGAACAGGCAAAAAAAAUGUGACCCAUCCCUCCACAUAGUGCCUUUGCAAACCAAAGUGGACAUACUUGUAGUGCCAAUUCUUGCGUUUCCUUGUUAGAGACGUCCAGUGUGCUAUUAUAAGUACGAAGUGCAUAUUAAUAACACAUUGUAGCAAAUUCAACAAUCCAGCGUGUUGGAACAGCAUUUUUUUUGUUUACAUUGAUGCACUAUAUGCUUUUAGUGAAUCAUUUUUAGACUCAGCAGUAACUAAUCUUUAGAUCUACUGUACAGCGAUUUUAUUUAAUUGUACCAGAAGUGACUGAUUUGAGGAUGUUGUGAGUGGGUUUGCCUGAUUGUCAACUGUUGUUCUCCUUUUGUUAUUUUGAGGCUGGUUUUUGUAUUACUAGGGUAUUUAGGGUCUUUUCACCUGAUUUCGUGUAAGCUGCAUGGACUAUUUUGGCACACUGGUGAUGAUCGAACUGUACCAGCAUUUUAGGUCUCUCUCACACUAACAGCAGUGUUCAAGUAGUUUUUGGUAAUAAUGUAUGUACACUUCAAUUUGAAGUAGAUUACAGAAACUGUACUUCAGAGUUGGUAUAAAAUAUACAGCAAUUGUGGACCAAUUUUUUUAAAUCCUAAACCGUUUUAGUAGUUUUUCUCUACCACACGUUUGGGAAUUGUUUUCCUAGACUCACCAGAAAGUGCCUCUUCAGUCUGACUUUUUAAAAAGGUGCGUUUUCCUUCACAAAUCAGAGUAUUACAGUACUUUAUCAUGAUGUUGGCCAAAGUAAAAUUCAGAAAAUUGACUAAGUGCAUUUAUCACGGGUCUUCCAGCUUUCACAUAUUCAAAACUGAAUAAUGUAUCAAUGCGUUUGCUAAACAUCUUGAAAAUGCUAUAUCGUUAAUAACCAAACAUGGAUAACACCUUAUGUUUGCACUAAAAUGCAUUUAAAAUGGCAACAUUGAAAUUUUUCUAGGUCUCAUUCUUUGUAAUUGUCAGUGAAUUAAAUGGUUUAAAGGGAUUGUGGGAAAGUGCGAAUGAAAUUUGAAUUACUACUGAUAAAGCACAGUUUGUGGUGAUCAUGUAUUUUGCUGAUCGACUGUAAUGAAGUAUUUUUGAAACAUGGAAAAAAGUACAAAGUAUUUUUGUCUCAAUGAAUUAAAUUAAUGUUCUAAAUGUUACAUUGUUGGAGUGGUUGUUUAUCUUGAUAAUGUGACCUGUCCUUGAUUUUCUGUUGCUGUGCCAUCUAGUGGUGAGGAAGUAAGAUGUGAGAUUAGAAUCUAAACGGUUUUAUUUCCGUGUUAAAUGUGUUCAGUCAAGAUUUGAUUAGGUAAAGUUCCCCAUUUUACAUCUCCUUAAAAUAAGGUGUUCCCUGCACAGUUUUACAUUUGUGACCUGAGCCUAUUAUAUAAACCAGAUCACGAGGAACCACAUGAGGUUCUGCCAAGUCAGGCUCAAAUGUUUAAUGGCACACUUUCCAGGUGUGCCACGCAACUACAUAAAUAAAGCUGGAGGUCACUGAACAUUGUCAUGCUGCAUCCAUAAAUAAAGCUGUAUUUUCCCCUAUGGCUUGUGAUUGGAU